Corticium candelabrum is the source of this 3049-nucleotide messenger RNA. Its product is annotated as rab GTPase-binding effector protein 1-like. Bases 19 to 2841 code for a protein of 940 amino acids. The record is from RefSeq and is a predicted model, not a curated record. Gene Ontology annotation, molecular function: GTPase activator activity; growth factor activity. Gene Ontology annotation, cellular component: intracellular membrane-bounded organelle. Gene Ontology annotation, biological process: endocytosis. Lineage: Eukaryota; Metazoa; Porifera; Homoscleromorpha; Homosclerophorida; Plakinidae. The transcript has 21 exons.
GCAGCCAGCCAAGCUAAAAUGGCAUGCCUCGAGACAGCAGCAGAAAGUGUGACGGAAGACGAUGGAGCUGGUGACUUGGUUGAUACGCAACCUAACGGCUUGGAACGGCUAGCUAAAGAGAAACAGGACAUGGAAGCAGAAUAUGGACGGCAAAUGUCACGAGCUAAAGAGUUCAUCUUGUCUCUGGACAAUAAUUUGAAGAGAGAGCAGCAGCUGAGCUUGAGAGUGGAGGAAGAGAAUAGAAAGUUGAGAGAGAAAAUGGAUCGUGUGACUGCAGAAGCUGAAGGUAUACGCACAGCUGCUAAUUUUCAGCAAGCAGCAAGUCAAGAAGAGAUUGCCACCCUAAGGAGACAAUUUGAAGAAGAGAUAGCGUCAAUGAAACACAUUGUGGAAGUGGCUGCUUCAGAUAGUAAAAGAGACUUCAUGGCUAAGCUGCAAGCUGAACGCAAUAGCUGGAUUCAAAACAAGCAGCAGCUUGAGUCAGAGAUUGCUAAUUUGCGAGGGCAGAUUAACUUUGUACAGCAACGUAACUUUUCCGAUUACCAUCACUUAAGUGGUGUGCAGAGACCUUCAGCAGCUGGAGGAUGGCAGCAAGGUGCUGUAGAUUUAAGGAGAUCAGGACAAUCGACACCAGAACCUCAGACAAGCCAGCAGCAGUCGCCAAGACAAGAAGCGAGUCUAGAAGAGAGCAUGCGAUGGGCUCAACAUAAUACAGAAUUUAUGCGCUCAAUUGUGGAACCAUUAGAAGAGGAAAUAUCCAUUCUGAAAGCAAAGCUACGGGAAGUCCAGGAAAAGUCAGACAUCUCCGAAGCUGAACUUGCAUCUCUUCGUGCUGACAGUACUCCUGAGUUGGGACUGAGUAUAUCUGAAUCAGAGAGAGCAUCUUGUGAGCCUGAUGAGAAAAUAAAGGAACUGGAAAAGGGUCUUAAUGUUGAGAAAUCAUCUAGAACAGACUUGGAGAUGUAUGUUGCAGUGCUGAAUACUCAGAAAGAUGUUCUGCAAAAAGAUAUGGAGAAGGUGAAAGAUGAGCUACAUCAUGUUUGUCGGCAGCUGGAAAAUGAGAAGGCAUCUCAUGAUUCUCUUAAGCAAACAUGGCAGAUGGCCAAUGUUCAGUUUCUUGAGACUCAACAACAACACCGAUUAGAGAUGAAGAAAGUUGCUGAUCUUCUUACGUCAGAGCAGUUGGAUCAACUAGGAAAUCUUAAAGCUGUAGUAGAAGAUAUACGGGAAAGCUCUGUUAAUUCUCCAGAAGUUGAAAGUGUUCUACAGUUGCAAGAUGGAAACAUGUUGAAUGUCAGGCCAUUGGUAGCUCCAUUGACAUCACCGACGAUCAGCCAGUCGCCAGUAGCUGGUGUGGGUGCACCUGUGGAGAGAGAAUCUAUUCAGGCUGCUGCUACCAGUUUAGCAAGUCAGCUGGAACGAGAUAAAAGUUCAGUAGGUGGUAGUGGUAGUGACCUUAUUCAACUUGAUUCACGAGAAUGUAAACAACAAAUGGAUCAUCUAUUAGAUGUGGGGGAAACAUUAUUGUCAUUGGCUUCUGGUGGUAUGAACACGAGUUGUCUUGAUAAAUCGUUAGUAAUAAAUGUUCCACAUCAUCAUGAUCAAACGGAUUCUCAAGCUACUGUGGUCAAGAGUCAGUCUACGUCUGACUUACUUGCUGAUGUUACAGAACUGGGCACUGCUCUUCGGUCAAUAUCAGUUGAUAGUAUUCCCCAUUUAAGUGAUGGAUCUCUUGUCGGUAAUAGUCACAAGUCUCCUGGCAGGACACGGCACAUUGUUUCUGUUCCACUUCCAGCUGAGAAUAGUACUAAAACAAUAACUGUAACAGAAAACGAAUGGUCAUCUCUCAAUGAUGAGGUGAAGGAAGCAAACAACAAGUUAGAACAACAACAGCUCUUGACUUUGAACUAUGAAGAUCAACUUCAGAAGCUACAAAAAGACCAUACUGUGUUGUGUAGAGCUUCAAGAGAAGCAACAACUCAAUUACGUCAUGAAGUGCACAAACUGAAGGCUCAGCUCCAAAGAGAACAACAACUACGAAGUCAGUUGGAGCGCAGCACUGCAGGAGCAUCUCAAGAACUACAGACUAGAGUUACAAUGCACUAUGAUGAACAUCAUGCACUUAAACUUCACGUCACAGAUUUGCAGGAGACUUUGAAUAUUAUGAAGAAGGAGACAGACACUCAACUGGCAACUCUUGGUGAUAACAAAGCACAACUGUGUGCUGAGAUUGAAUCAAGACACAGUCAGAUUGAUGCUCUACAUAAAAAACUAGAAUCUACUCAACAAGAGAUGGAAAGAACUACUGUUGCUGAAAGAAAGUCUAGAACUACUGCUACUACAGCCUUGGCUGCCGCUGAAGUUGAACUUGAACAGUUAAGGAAGAAAGUUAAAGACACAGAAGAGCAACUGAAUAGCGAGAACAUGUUCCUUCGGGACCAAGUUACAUCAGAGCAGUUUGCAAAAACUACGAUGGAAGAGAGCUUACAAGGGGAACUGACUACUGCAAAAAAUGAAAUAACUGUACUCAAGCAUGCAAGAAACGAACUUGAGAAAGAGAAGGAGCAGAGAGAAAAACUUCAGAAUGAGCUGCAACAGUUGGAUCAAUCGUUACGUAGUAUGAAAGGAAAGUCGAAAGAAACUAUUUUAGCAUUACAAUCUGAGCUAGAAGAAGAGCGCAAGUCAAGAAUUAAAUUAGAACAAGACAGUCGACAACAUCGUGCUCAAUUAGACAACCUUAAGUCACAGCUGGAGACAAGUCAGUCUGUACAGCGUGACUUUGUGCAGCUGUCACAAACACUGCAGAUGCAGCUGAAUCAGUUACAGGAAUCAAAGAACUGACAUGCACUGUGUAGCCACUUACCUUGAUUGUUAAGCUGUUGUUUCUAGCCAUCUAUUAGAAUUUAGAACAAUAACCUGUAUUUCAACUAAAUUUUGUAUGUAAUAAGUAUGAACAAUAAUUCAAGGUAGAAAGAGAAAGGUGAGCAUAACUAAAUAGCAGCCUGACUAUGACACUGCUGUAAACAUGCAGUCUAAUAUCUUCAGAGCA